AUGUCGCAGUGGCCGGGCGGGACGGCGGCGGCCGGCGCGGGGCUGGAGCGGGCGGCCAAGCCCGGAGCGGCGGAGAGCGGGGCCCGGAGCGCCGGGAAAGGGCAGCUGAUGUCCCUGCCGAGCCCUGCAUGGCCCCAGCGGGACGAGCCCUCCCCCUGCGGCACCACCGGGGGUCUCCCCCCGGCCUCGUCCGACAGCGACUCCGGCUGUGCCCUGGAAGAGUACCUGGAGCCCCCCGAGGUCCCGCCGUGCUUCGGGCCCCGCUCGCCCCCGCCGGGCUCUCCCUCAGAGCGGAGCCGGCUCCGCGCCAGAGCGCUCCUGCAGCAGCUGCCGCCUCAGGACUGCGAUGAGCGGUACUGCCCCGGCCUGGCCGAGGAGGAGCGGCGCCAGCUCCGCGCCUUCAGCGCCCGCCGCAGACAGGAGGCUCUGGGACAGGGCCUGGCGUGUCCCGUGCCGGGUCCCUGCCACGGCUGUCCCUGCAGGAAGUGCGGCCGGAGGCUCAACAAAGGGGACCCGGGGAUUUCAGCGUCUCGCCUGGGGGACCAGUUCUGGCACCCGUCCUGCUUCUCCUGCCACUUCUGCCACCAGCAGCUGGUGGAUCUCAUCUACUUCCAGCAGGAUGGGAGGAUCUACUGCGGCCGGCACCACGCCGAGCUCUUCCGACCCCGCUGUGCCUCCUGCGACCAGCUGAUCUUCAUGGAGGAGUGCAUCGAGGCCGAGGGCCGGCGCUGGCACCUGGAGCACUUCUGCUGCCUGGAGUGCGACGAGCCCCUGCGCGGGCAGCGCUACGUGAUGCGCAGCGGCCGGCCCUGCUGCCGGGGCUGCUUCGAGAGCCUCUUUGCCGAGCCCUGCCAGGCGUGCGGGGACCCCAUCGGUGCUGACAGCGAGGAGGUCACGCACCAAGGGCUGCACUGGCACGCCCGAGCCGCCUGCUUCUGCUGCAGCCUGUGCCGGGCACCGCUGCGGGGACAGCCCCUCACCUGCCGCCGCGGCCGCCUCUUCUGCUCCGACACCUGCAGCCGCGGCCAGGACGCCUCUUCCACCGCCUCCGACUCCUCCGACUCGGCUUUCGCCUCCGCUCCUUCCCCCGACUCCACGCCCCUGCCCCGAGCCGGAGCGGCCGGCAGGAGCUCGGCAGCGGGGGGCUGCAGGCAGCGCGGGGAAGGGGAUGAGGCGUUUUCGGAUCAGGCCCCAGUGCACCCGGCCUUCAGGAGCCCCGAGGAUCUCGGAGCAGCCACACGGGAGCAGAGCAGCGACGCUGCCAAGGAGCACCCAGGGAUGCUGGCACCCCCAGUUGGCCACCCCUCGGCCCCCCAGCCUGGCCCAGAGCGGCCCAACGAGCCCAGAGCCUUGGGCCACUCGCUUUUGGGGGCCCCUGAACCCCGGAGAGCUGCAGGCAAUGGAAAUCCACAGUUCCAAGCGGGCACCUCCCCUCCCCGACACAGCCCCCGGGCAGAGGAUGGCACGGAGGAGGACGACUCCUGGUGUCCCACCUGCUCCUCAUCUUCGGACUCAGACUCGGAGGAGGAGGGUUUCUUUUUCGGGAAGCCCAUCCCCAAGCCCGGGAUGAAUUCCCUGGGCAGGGAGCCCCCGGGGAGGGGCAGCAGGACGGCCAAGCACUGCAGCGUGUCCUAACAGCGGGUCUGGGGUCCCCGAGUGGCAGUGCCAGGUCCUGCCACGGCCCCAACACGUUCCAAGCACAUCCUGGAGGUGGCCCAAGGCUGGUGGGAGAAGCUGCUGGGAUCCUUGCCCCCGGCAGCUGCUGGCAGAGCAGAGCCUGAAGUUCCUGCCAGCCUCUCCUGUGAUUAGGAACAGGUAAAGCAGGAUGAGAGCAGGGCUGGGCCGGCCUCGGAGAGCAGCUGAGCUCCAGACAAGGGCAGCUGCCUGCAUCCCCCCACUGCUGGGGACCACCUGGGAUCCUUCCCUGGACUGCUCUGUGCCCCAGUGCCACCUGCUCUCCAUCCCUGGUGGCACCGUGUCCUGCUGCCACCACGGGGAGGGGACUGGGGCACAGCUUUGCUGCCGCCAGUGACGAAGCUCCAAUAAA
Molecule: messenger RNA, 2047 nt
Organism: Pyrgilauda ruficollis (rufous-necked snowfinch)
Lineage: Eukaryota; Metazoa; Chordata; Aves; Passeriformes; Passeridae
Gene: PRICKLE4
Product: prickle planar cell polarity protein 4
Exons: 9
Coding region: 1-1635 (544 amino acids)
Molecular function (GO): zinc ion binding
Source: RefSeq, a predicted model, not a curated record